AUGUUGGACGUCAACGAUUUCAUCGUCGAGCGAGGGGGAGAUCCCAAAAAGAUCAAGGAGUCACAACGUCGGCGACAUGCCCCCGAAGAGGUUGUUGACGAGGUCAUUGCCAUGUUUGAGGACCACAGAAAAACUCAGUAUGCAGCUGCAACAGAUAUGGGAGCCAAGAUCAACAAGGUGCAAAAAGAGAUGGGCUUGAACAAGAAGAACAAGGGCAGCAAGGAGGAAUUUGAUGCAUUGUUGAAGCAGAAGGAUGAUCUGACCAAGGAGAAGAAAGAGCUGGAAGAACUCGCAGCGAAGAAGUAUGAAGCACUCACCAAGAAAGUGAAGAGCAUUGGCAACUACGUCCACGAAUCAGUGCCAGUCUCCGACAACGAGGACAACAACGCGCUAAUACGCGACUGGGCACCAGAGGGGGUCAAGGUGGAGAAGAAGGACUGCUUGUCACAUCACGAAGUGCUCACUCGGAUAGACGGCUACGAUCCAGAGCGAGGUACCAAGCUGGUUGGACACAGAGGAUACUUUCUUGUUCGCAAUGGCUUCUGGCUCGCACAGGCACUUCAGACCUACGGUAUGCGAUUCCUGGGCUCCAGAGGCUACGAUCCCAUGCAGCCGCCCUUCUUUAUGCUCCGCGAGUUGAUGGCGAAGACUGCACAGCUUGAGCAGUUCGACGAAGAGCUCUACAAGGUCACAGAGCGGGAGAACGAUCCCGCGACCGACAAGUACCUCAUCGCAACCUCAGAACAACCCAUUUCUGUGUACCACUCCAAUGAAUGGCUCAACGAUAAGGAUCUACCACUGAGAUACGCUGGUUUCUCCACUUGCUUCCGAAAAGAGGCUGGCUCUCACGGCAAGGAUGCAUGGGGCAUUUUCCGUGUACAUCAAUUUGAAAAGGUCGAACAGUUCGUCUUCUGCAAGCCAGAGGACAGCUGGAAGCACAUUGAGGAGAUGAUUGACUUUGCUGAAGAGUUUUACAAGUCGCUCAAACUCCCGUACCGAGUCGUGGCAAUCGUUUCUGGCGCAUUGAACAAUGCUGCUGCCAAGAAGUACGAUCUGGAGGCCUGGUUUCCCUUCCAGGGCGAGUACAAGGAGCUCGUGUCUUGCUCAAACUGCACAGACUACCAGACCAGAGAACUUGAAAUCCGGUACGGCCAGAAGAAGCAGACCGACGCCUCAUUCCAGAAGUCCUACGUCCACGCACUCAACUGUACGCUUGCUGCCAUCGAGCGUGCUCUUUGCUGCAUUCUCGAGAACUACCAGACGGAGGAGGGCAUCAUCAUUCCAGAAGUUCUGCGGAGAUAUAUGCCGAAUGAAGAGGAGUUCUUGCCUUUCGUCAAGGAGCUGCCGAAGGACUCGACUUCACUCAAGGCGAAGGGCACGGCCGAGCAGAAGAGUGGUGGCAAGCCACAGCUUCCCAAGGAGGGCGAGCUGGCGGAGCGACCGAAACACCCAGCUGAGGAGAAGCGCUCGUGA
Lecanosticta acicola is the source of this 1473-nucleotide messenger RNA. NCBI's taxonomy places the organism in Eukaryota, Fungi, Ascomycota, Dothideomycetes, Mycosphaerellales, Mycosphaerellaceae. The record is from the annotation of a GenBank genome assembly.